This is a messenger RNA of Orbilia oligospora ATCC 24927, 1911 nucleotides long. RefSeq lists its product as uncharacterized. Gene Ontology annotation, biological process: actin cytoskeleton organization; actin filament bundle assembly. NCBI's taxonomy places the organism in Eukaryota, Fungi, Ascomycota, Orbiliomycetes, Orbiliales, Orbiliaceae. The transcript has 9 exons. The coding region runs from base 1 to 1911 and encodes 636 amino acids. Gene Ontology annotation, cellular component: cell projection; plasma membrane; actomyosin contractile ring. Gene Ontology annotation, molecular function: calcium ion binding; actin lateral binding. The record is from RefSeq and is a predicted model, not a curated record.
AUGUCGCUGUUAGACUCCGGUUGGGUCACUGUCCAAGAGAAAACCUUCAGGAAAUGGCUAAACACAAAGCUCGUGACACGGGAGCUUAGACCAGCUGAAUCGUUAAAAACCGAUCUUUCCGAUGGUGUCCUCCUUAUUCAUCUUCUUGAAAUCCUUGCGAACGAAUCUCUCGGACGAUAUGCCUUAAAGCCGAUUAUGCGAGUUCAGAAGGCCGAAAACGUUCUCAAAGCGCUAGACUAUAUUAAGCUGAGAGGAAUUCAGUUAUUCAACAUUGGUGCAGAAGAUAUCGUUGACGGGAACCUCAAACUUAUCUUGGGUUUGCUUUGGACUUUGAUUACGAAAUUUACCAUCAGCGAUAUUAGUCAAGAAGGUUUAACUGCAAAGGAGGGUUUACUGUUAUGGUGCCAGAGAAAGACUGCUUGCUACGAUGAAGUCGACAUUCGCGACUUCUCAAGCAGCUGGAAUGACGGUUUGGCCUUUUGUGCCUUACUCGAUAUUCACCGACCUGACCUUAUCGACUAUGAUACUCUCGACAAGGACGAUCAUAAGGGCAACAUGGCCUUAGCCUUCAAGAUUGCGACUGAAGAAAUUGGUAUCCCAGCUCUUAUUGACGUCGAAGAUAUCUGCGACAUCAACCGACCUGACGAACGUUCCAUCAUGACUUACAUCGCCUAUUGGUUCCACGCAUUCAGCCACCUCGACAAAAUCGAAAAUGCCGGACGUCGCGUUGAAAAAUUCGUUGCUCAUAUGCAAGGCGCCUGGGAUAUGCAGCACGCCUUCGAACAGCGCAUGGAGAAGAUCCUUGCCGAAAUUCGAAACAUGCAAGACAUCUGGGAAUCGUCUAAGUUUAAGGGAACAUAUGCCGAUGCAAAGGAGGCUCUUGCCCAACUGAACAGCUUCAAGAGGUCUUCGAAGAGGGCUUGGGUCAGUGAGAAAGCCGAGUUGGUCUCAUUGCUGGGCAAUAUCAAAACCAAGCUGGCAACCUACAAAUUGAAGGACUACAACCCACCACCGCAUCUGACACUCGGUGUCCUCGACCAGGAGUGGAACACUCUCCUCGUGGGCGAGAAACAGCGCAGCGUACAGAUCAAUGAGCAGAUACGGAUAAUCAAGGAGAACCUUCGCCGAUCUUUCGCUAAUAAGGCUAACGAAUUUGCCCUGGUGCUAAACACCACACAAUUAGAGCUGAGUGAGCUGGAAGGUGAUCCUCAGAACCAACUCCGCCGCGUCCGUAAUCUUAACGAUAACUUACGUAAGAUCCGUAAGGAGCUUGAUGUUUUGAAAUCCAUCGCCAAACAGUGCGAGCAAGCUCACAUUGAAGAAAACGACUACACUGUAUACUCCUACGACGAACUUGAAUACGAAUACGGUCUCGCAACCUCUUCCACUUCCAAGAAGCUUGCCUUCCUUGAAAACCAAAUUGUCGCCCGAAAUAUGACAAACUUGACGCCAAUACAGCUCGAGGAGUUCGAGAGCGUGUUUCGUCAUUUCGAUCGGGACGGCAGCAACAGUUUACAGGAAAUCGAGUUCUCGGCUGCUCUCGCUAGUUUGGGAUUAGUCUACGAUGAGGAUACGAUGCACGAUACAUUCUUAGAAGUGAGCACAGGAAGCCGUAGUGUGAGCUUUGAGCAGUUUAUUCGAUUCAUGGUUAGUGUUACGGAGGAUCAACAGAGUGCAGAGCAGGUGUUCCAGAGCUUUAAGGAAGUUGCCGAUGGAAAGCAAUAUGUUACUGAGGUUGAUCUACGACACUCCUUGAUUCCCGAUCACAUGGUCGACCAAUUGAUCAAGGAGAUGCCCAUCCACAAGGGCCCCCUUCAAGAGGAAGACCAGGAACUAGAGGGAUACGACUACAUCUCAUACAUGGAACGAUUGAUUGGGCACAUGAAUGCCAACGGCUUUCAUUACGAAUAA